Camelina sativa (false flax) is the source of this 2268-nucleotide messenger RNA. The record is from RefSeq and is a predicted model, not a curated record. NCBI's taxonomy places the organism in Eukaryota, Viridiplantae, Streptophyta, Magnoliopsida, Brassicales, Brassicaceae.
AUGGCGAGCACAUCGGAACCUUCCUCUUCGCCAGAAAUCGAAAGCGAGCAACUAAUUCGUCGUACUUCCAAACGAAGAACUCUCAACCCUGAACGCUCUGCGCAGAUCGGGGAAUCAAGUAGAUCGGCCUCCGAAGUCCCACCACACCUGGUUCGCUGUUCAACAGGAGCCUCAAACUUGCCGUCAUCAUUUCGUCUCGAAGAGGAAAAUACCGAACUGACUCCGGAUGUACUUGCUCAAGAAGAAGAUCGGUUCGUACCCCUGGGAUUUUCGAUCGAAGAUAUCGAUCUGUUGUACGACCAUGAAGGACGAAUUGGAGGCGAAAAAAGUUUGAGUUCGACUAAAUCCGUGAACGACAUGCUGAACUCGUGUGGUUUAUUCAACAACAACGUCACAAUUUUGAUUCCGCGAGAAGAUCAACGCCCCUGGAAUCCCCCGGAAGGGUAUAUAUGCUUGUACGAGGGUUACUUUGACGAGUGUCGUCUCCUGUUCCCAAUCCCGGAAUUGAUAUCACACUACGCCCAAAGACGGAGGAUAGCGAUCUGCCAGUUCGUGCCUGGAGCCAUUUGUAACUUUAUGGCCGCCCUUACCGUAGCAGCCGAAGUCGGAGUCAACAUUGGAGUUCAAUGUUUCGAACAACUAUCCAGCUUUAAGUUAUCAAAGAGUCCGCACCGCUGGGAAGUGAAUAUGAAGCCGGCCCAUAAUUUCAUCCCCGGUAAAAAAGUAUCCAAAUUCAAGAAGUAUGUGGACCAUUACUUCUACGUCCGCGUCGACCAGUACUCACUCGCCAAUCCGUUGGGUUUUCAGCGGAGAGUGUGGAAUGAAAAUCCUGAUCGUCUGUUUUGUGCAACGCGCCUAGCUCCAAACUAUCUCCUUGUCAGAGACGCUUUGCUAACCGGGAACAAUCGUCGGUGGGAGCUUAUCACUCGUAUCCGUAUUGAAACAGCAAUGGGCAAAGCUAGGACAAAUUUUCCAAGUUUCGCCAGUUCGCUAGGACGAUCUACCGGAUGCAGUAUCAUGGAGCCCAAAGAUCUCCAGAUUGUUCGCCGAGACACUCAAGCUGUCAUUGAAGUCGAGAUCGAUCAAUCCCAGGGUCUAACCGAAGUCGAUCCUACCCCGGACCAAACCGUCGCCGACCCUAUUCAGGCACCCGGAGAAGAUAUCGAGCCGUCCAAUGUUGCAGAGAAAGAUACUCUUCCUUUGGCUUUAGAGAACACCGAUCUCCCGAACGAAGAACAGGAUGUUCCUCAACUUGAGACCGGAUCCAAAAGGAGGAAGAAGAAGAAGAAGCAAUCCGGUGAUAACCCAGCCACUGAGCCGCAACCUGUAGUGAACCGCAAGCGCUUGGCCGAAGAAGCCGGACUGGAAUCUGCCGAUCGGUUUCGUCUGGAAAGGAGAAAUGAUAAGACUGAUCGCUUCUCCUACCACUACUUCGGUGACUACCGUCUAGUGACCAAUCAUGAGGCUUCAGGCGAGCUCUUCCGAACCUUGAAGACCUCCAAUCGAAUCCUUCCGUCGGUGGACAAACUGGAAUUCAAACAGGCGUUCGUUGAUGUUGCCGAAUCCCACCUAAUGACUGCCGCCAAGAUGAACACGCUAACUCAAUUAUACGAUAGGUGUGCCAAGUCCAGCAAGAAGUCGGGAUUGGAGCUCGAAAAAAUGAACGAAUGCGCAGAGCAGAUCCGAGCUGCCAGUGAUGCUAAGGACGCAAGGAUCAAGGAACUCGAGGCGCUUGUUGCCGAAAAAGAUGGCAUCAUUGCCAACACCGAACUGAGGGUUGGCGAACUGAACUCCCGAGCGCUUACUCUAGAAGAAGAGAAAGUCGAAAUGCAGGAUUCAUGCGACGGGUUGAAGGUUCAGCUUGCUUUCGAAGUUAAGAGACUUCGGACAGAUCGAUGGGAGAAGGUGGAGCGAACAGCGAAGAAAGCGCAGUCCCGAUUAGACAAGGUCAAGGCCUAUCUAGUCGAACAGGUAAAGGUUCGCCCCCUGGAAGAUCUGCUGAACCAAGCCACCGGCGUGCAGGAAGCUGUACAAUAUCUGAUUGAAAAUGGGGCCGUCAUUCCUGAAGAGCGAAUCAAGGAGAUCAACGAGAAAAAGGCCGAAGCCAAGGAGACUUUCAAGGCGAUCGAUGUACUCGAGCUGAAUGAAGAUGACCUUGCCAUGUCCCCGGAUCAGCUCGAGACGACGGCUCCGGAGUCCGUUGAACAUCCAUUCGGCUCGAACGCCGGGAGUUUUCAAGCAGAUCUGUCUGGUGCCUUGGACGUGUAA